Messenger RNA from Acyrthosiphon pisum (pea aphid), 1020 nucleotides. It is a transcript of the gene Mob3, whose product is annotated as MOB kinase activator 3. Lineage: Eukaryota; Metazoa; Arthropoda; Insecta; Hemiptera; Aphididae. Bases 161 to 832 code for a protein of 223 amino acids. The transcript has 5 exons. The record is from RefSeq and is a predicted model, not a curated record.
AUUGUAUAAAAAAUUAAAAUGGGUAGAUAAAAAAUCUUAAAACCACUUUAAUUUAAGUUAAUUAUUAUUUAUUGUAUACUAUUAAGUAUUAAUUAUUAUUUAAUUUUAGUUUUAAUUUUUCGGAACAGUAUUUAUCGACAAAGUAUUUAAUAAACUCAUCAUGUCUUUUAGUGGUUUUAUUGAUUUUUUUCAAAAAGGAAAAACUUUUAGGCCGAAGAAAAAGUUUUCACCAGGCACUCUUCGUUAUUCAUUGUACAAACAUGCACAAGCUUCAUUGAACUCUGGAAUAAAUUUAAGGAGCGCAGUACAAUUGCCACCCGGAGAAGACUUAUAUGAUUGGAUUGCUGUUCACGUGGUUGAUUUCUUCAAUCGUAUAAAUUUGAUAUACGGCACAGUCUGUGACUAUUGUAACGAUACAUCUUGUCCAACUAUGAGCGGUGGACCAAAGUUUGAGUAUUUAUGGGCUGAUAAAGAUAGAUAUAAAAAACCAACACCGCUACCAGCACCUCAGUAUGUUUCGCUCCUCAUGGAUUGGAUUGAAACACAAAUUAAUAAUGAGAACCUGUUCCCAGUAUCUACAGAUGUACCAUUUCCCAAGACUUUUAUGCCACUUUGCAAAAAAAUACUAACUCGAUUAUUUAGAGUAUUUGUCCAUGUUUAUAUACACCAUUUUGAUCGAAUUAUAUCUAUAGGCGCAGAACCACAUGUAAAUACAUGUUACAAGCAUUUCUAUUAUUUCAUAACAGAGUUUGAACUAGUCAUAAAUAAAGAAUUGGAGCCACUUAUGGAAAUGACAUCAAAAAUGUGCCAGGAUUGCCUUCAGAAUGAAUAAUAUUUUGUAACCAAAUCAAUAAAAAAAUUGUAUAUAUUUUAAGAAAUACUAUGAGGCAUUUAUUUUAAAAUUUUGUUACCUUUAAAAUGUGUAUUUUUAAAUAAAUAUUAUUUUGUUAAUUUAAUCAAGAGUUGAAUAAUAUAUGUAUAAAAUACAUUUAUUAUGUUAAAAAAAAAAAAAGAAAUGGA